CUGGCGAGGAGGCGCGGCGGCGGCGGCGGCGGCGGCAGCAGAGGCGCCCCUGCCCGGCCAUGCCGUACGCCAACCAGCCCACGGUGCGCAUCACGGAGCUGAGCGACGACAACGUCAAGUUCAUCAUCGAGAACACCGACCUGGCAGUCGCAAAUUCCAUCAGGAGAGUGUUCAUAGCAGAAGUUCCCAUCAUAGCUAUAGACUGGGUUCAGAUUGAUGCCAACUCAUCAGUGCUGCAUGACGAGUUCAUUGCACACAGAUUAGGUCUGAUCCCCCUUACCAGCGAUGGUGUUGUGGAUAAGCUGCAGUGUUCCAGGGACUGUGGGUGUGAUGAGUUUUGUCCCGAGUGCUCAGUGGAAUUCUCUCUUGAUGUCCGAUGCAAUGAAGACCAGACGCGGCACGUCACAUCUCGGGACCUUAUCUCCAACAACUCCCAAGUUAUACCGGUGACAUCCAGGAGAAGGGACAAUGACCCCACUGACUACGUUGAACCGGAUGACAUCCUGAUUGUCAAGCUACGGAAGGGCCAGGAACUAAGGCUCCGGGCCUAUGCUAAGAAGGGUUUUGGCAAGGAGCAUGCCAAGUGGAACCCCACAGCAGGAGUGGCCUUUGAAUACGAUCCAGACAACGCCCUGCGACACACCGUCUACCCCAAGCCCGAGGAAUGGCCAAAAAGCGAAUACUCUGAAAUUGAUGAAGAUGAAGCCCAGGCACCCUACGAUCCAAAUGGGAAGCCAGAAAGGUUUUAUUACAACGUGGAGUCCUGCGGUUCUCUGCGCCCGGAAACCAUUGUCCUCUCGGCCUUAUCUGCGUUGAAGAAGAAGUUGAGCGACCUCCAGUCCCACCUGAAUAUUGCGAUCCAGAAACAUAUGCUGACCAUAAAUUGAUCAUUGUUGACUGCUUGGAAACACCCCAGGGUUCCUCCACCUCAGCAACUUUAAGAGGUAUGGACUUCAGCUCCCAGAAUUCCCCAGCCAGCAUGCAUCGACUUCAACUCCCAUGGUGGCUGAGGAAUUCUGAGAGUUGAAGUCCACACCUCUUAAAGUUGCUGAGGUGAGGAACACUCUUCUAAAUCGCCUUCAGCAUUCUCUAAGGAAAUAUUGGUCUUAGGUGUAAGAAAUGUAGCUUGAGAAGAAAAACUGGGUUGUUUUUUUCCUGCCAAUUCUUGAGUGUGUUGGGAACCUGACUCUUAACAAAUGCAAAAAAACAAAAAAAAAUUCACCCCACCAACCGUGUUUUCAUCUUGUUCCCUGUUCUCAUCUCUCCUGAGUCUUGAAUGAAAGAUCUUCAGUGUGAUGGAAGUCCAUGUUACACAACGGAUGCUUGUUGAUACAUAAUAAAAAUAAAAGCUUUGGGAAGGA
This is a messenger RNA of Candoia aspera, 1361 nucleotides long. RefSeq names its product RNA polymerase II subunit C (gene POLR2C). Gene Ontology annotation, cellular component: RNA polymerase II, core complex. Gene Ontology annotation, molecular function: DNA binding; protein dimerization activity. The coding region runs from base 60 to 887 and encodes 275 amino acids. The transcript is spliced from 9 exons. Lineage: Eukaryota; Metazoa; Chordata; Lepidosauria; Squamata; Candoiidae. Gene Ontology annotation, biological process: DNA-templated transcription. The record is from RefSeq and is a predicted model, not a curated record.